Messenger RNA from Radiomyces spectabilis, 257 nucleotides. RefSeq lists its product as uncharacterized. The coding region runs from base 5 to 166 and encodes 53 amino acids. NCBI's taxonomy places the organism in Eukaryota, Fungi, Mucoromycota, Mucoromycetes, Mucorales, Radiomycetaceae. The record is from RefSeq and is a predicted model, not a curated record. The transcript has a single exon.
CGAAAUGGAUAACGCGUCUGCUUCCGGAGCUGAAGAUUGUGGGUUCGAGUCCCACUGCGAACGUGUGCUUUUACCUUUUUUGGAAUUUUUUUACGAUUUUUAUCCAAUCAGAACAGCCCAUUUCCUCUGGGAUCGAAAAGUGUGUAACGCAAAAGGCAACCGAUAGCUACGGUUGCUUGCUGCUAUUCUUCUUUCCAAUGCAGCCGCCCUAAUGCCUAACAAUAUAGCUAGUUUGAGAGAAAUGAAGCAUGAAGGAA